Molecule: messenger RNA, 1347 nt
Organism: Chaetura pelagica (chimney swift)
Lineage: Eukaryota; Metazoa; Chordata; Aves; Apodiformes; Apodidae
Product: serine/threonine-protein phosphatase 2A catalytic subunit beta isoform
Exons: 7
Coding region: 1-888 (295 amino acids)
Biological process (GO): mitotic cell cycle; peptidyl-serine dephosphorylation
Cellular component (GO): cytosol
Molecular function (GO): protein serine/threonine phosphatase activity
Source: RefSeq, a predicted model, not a curated record
AUGGGUAGGGAGGGUGAGAGUCUCGUUGCUGCGAGCAGCUUGAGAGCUUUGUGUUGCAAAGCUAAAGAAAUCCUUACAAAAGAAUCCAACGUUCAAGAGGUACGUUGCCCCGUCACCGUCUGUGGGGAUGUCCACGGUCAAUUCCACGACCUCAUGGAACUCUUUAGGAUUGGUGGGAAGUCACCAGACACCAACUACCUGUUCAUGGGAGACUACGUGGACAGAGGCUAUUACUCGGUGGAAACGGUGACUCUCCUAGUAGCAUUAAAGGUGCGUUACCCUGAGCGCAUCACCAUCCUGAGGGGCAACCACGAGAGCAGGCAGAUCACCCAGGUGUACGGCUUCUACGACGAGUGUCUGCGCAAGUACGGCAACGCCAACGUCUGGAAGUACUUCACAGACCUCUUUGAUUACCUUCCCCUUACAGCUCUAGUAGAUGGCCAGAUAUUCUGUCUCCACGGUGGCCUCUCUCCAUCCAUAGAUACACUGGAUCAUAUCAGGGCUCUGGACCGCCUGCAGGAAGUUCCACACGAGGGUCCCAUGUGUGAUCUCUUGUGGUCGGAUCCGGACGACCGCGGUGGCUGGGGUAUAUCUCCACGUGGUGCUGGCUACACGUUUGGACAAGAUAUUUCUGAAACAUUUAACCAUGCCAAUGGUCUCACGCUGGUCUCCCGUGCUCACCAACUUGUCAUGGAGGGUUAUAACUGGUGCCACGACCGAAACGUGGUGACCAUCUUCAGUGCACCCAAUUACUGCUACCGCUGCGGGAACCAGGCUGCUAUCAUGGAACUAGAUGACACUUUAAAAUAUUCCUUCCUCCAGUUUGACCCAGCACCUCGUCGUGGGGAGCCUCACGUUACCCGUCGUACCCCAGACUACUUCCUAUAAACCCUCUCCCAAACCUUUGUAGAGGGAAGUACAACCUGGCAUAUUUUAAAGAGCAACAAUAUUUACACCUUUCUGUAAGAACCCGGGGUUCGUCUCAACUUCAAACUCCCCAUCAUGGACCAAAACGUGCCAUACAGAGGACGAAGAGCAUUUAGCACAACUUGAGACUGAAUUCCUUACAACACUAUUAUCUUUACCUUUCUACCCCAUCAGCCCAACAGUUUGUUUGCCUGCUGUAUUUGUAGUCAUUGGUUUGUUUUUCUUCUGGACUGUUCAGAGAGGAAAAAGGUCACUCUGGUUAACACUUCCAUCCCCUUUGGCUCUUUGUACAUUUUUAGUUCUUAGUGGUUAACUGGCAUGACUUAGAGGUGAUUUUUCUCUGAGGGAGGUGCACACUAACUUCUUCCCCCACCACUCUUUGUGUUUUACUGAAAGACCCAUCAACCUGAACUGGAGAAA